AUGGGAGGCUUAAGGUUUUUGUUUCAGCAGGCAUUGACUGUCAGACAGAUUUAUCAAAUCGGUACUAUGUACUGGGAUGCCAAGUGUGGAACCCAAAGUGUGUCCAAUGAGGUAAAUGAUCCACCUGUUAGGAAUUCACAGGAGGCUUUAAUGAUGGAGAUGUGUGCUGCUAGGAUGGUCCAAGCAGCUGAUUCUCUACUUAAAUUAGUGUCGGAGCUGAAGCAAACUGCAAUAUUUUUAGGAUUUGCUUCCCUUAAUGACCAUGUAGAACAAAGAAAGGUUGAGUUUAACCAACUUGCAGAAAAAACAUACCACACACUAUCUAGGAUUGGAGAGGAAGCGGCAGCUAGCCUGAAAGAACUUGAGUUCCAUUAUUCAUCUUCUUCACAGAAGACUGUUCAAGAUAUACAACCUUAAUUGAGACUCUAUCAAUGCUGCUUGCACCUGUCACUUGAUUUAGACAUAAU
Vicia villosa (hairy vetch) is the source of this 467-nucleotide messenger RNA. RefSeq names its product mediator of RNA polymerase II transcription subunit 22b-like. The coding region runs from base 1 to 417 and encodes 138 amino acids. The record is from RefSeq and is a predicted model, not a curated record. Gene Ontology annotation, biological process: regulation of transcription by RNA polymerase II. NCBI's taxonomy places the organism in Eukaryota, Viridiplantae, Streptophyta, Magnoliopsida, Fabales, Fabaceae. The transcript is spliced from 3 exons. Gene Ontology annotation, molecular function: transcription coregulator activity. Gene Ontology annotation, cellular component: mediator complex.